AUGCCCUACUCCGCCCUCCUCCACCACCUCGACACAACCCUCACCUCCCUCACCUCCCAUGGGACCCCCCCGGACGAAACAACCCGCAGACACCUCCUCUCGCGCAUCGAGACGCUGCAAGAGAAACUCCAAAACCCGAUGGAGUUCACCAUGCGGACCGUCUUCGGGAGCCACCGCGCCAUGCUCCUGCGACUCGCAGUCGACAUGAAACUCUUCGACGCCAUCGCGGAACUCGGAGGCGUGGCUACUACGGCGCAGAUGGCGAAGAGGGUGGAUGCGGAUGGGGUGCUUGUUGCCCGGGUUGCACGCUUCUUGGCUGUUAUGGGCGUGUUGCGGAAUCCGGAGAAGGGUGUCUAUCAUGCGACCGAGCUGUCGGAUGCGUUGAGGAGUUCCUCGCCGCUGGCUGCGGGGGUGGUGCAUGGAACCCUAUUCCUCCGCAUAAUGACCCACCUGCCCACCUACUUCCAACAAACCGGCUACGUGAACCCCAGCGACGCAUACAGCAGCCCCUUCCAGCACGCCUUCCAAACCCAGGAGCACUUCUUCACCUGGCUGUCCCAGAACCCAAUCUACCAAACGGCCUUCAACACCGUCAUGAGCCUCGACCUGCGCCGAGGCAGCACACCCUGGUAUACCCUCUUCCCCGCCGCCCAAAGCCUCACCAUAUCAGACCCCUCCCGCGCCCUGAUCGUCGAUAUCGGGGGUGGCCAGGGAGCAGACCUCCUCUCCUUCCGGGACCAAUAUCCCGAUAUGCCUGGUCGGGUUAUCUUGCAGGAUCUUCCAUCCGUGGUUUCCGACCUUCAUACCCAAGCCCACGCCCAAACGCAGGAUAAACUAUCGACAGCAGGAAUCGAAAUCCAAGAAUACGACUUCUUCACGCCGCAGCCCGUGAACGGCGCAAAAGCCUAUUUCCUGCGCACGGUGCUGCAUGAUUGGCCUGAUAAACAGGCAGCGGUUAUUCUGGGGAGGGUGAGGGAUGCGAUGGUGGAGGAUUCGGUGUUGUUGGUUAAUGAGGUGGUUUUGCCCGAGGGGGGUGAGGGGGAGAGUGAGGGGGAGGAGAAGGUGGAUGCGAGGGCGGUUCAGACGGAUUUGGUCAUGAUGUGUGGGUUUGCGGGGAUGGAGAGGACGGUGGGGCAGUUUGGGGAGUUGUUCGGGGGAGUGGGCUUGGAGUUGGUGCGGGUUUGGGGGGAGGAUCCAGGGAAGGGAGGGGCGGUGGUGUUGGAGGUGAGGGUUAAGAGGUGUGCAUCAUGA
Molecule: messenger RNA, 1251 nt
Organism: Aspergillus heteromorphus CBS 117.55
Lineage: Eukaryota; Fungi; Ascomycota; Eurotiomycetes; Eurotiales; Aspergillaceae
Product: S-adenosyl-L-methionine-dependent methyltransferase
Exons: 4
Coding region: 1-1251 (416 amino acids)
Molecular function (GO): O-methyltransferase activity
Source: RefSeq, a predicted model, not a curated record